ACAAAGCCCGUCAAAAUCCGUAUGGUACGGUGUGCACAGUUCGUGUGGUGGUGGUGCAAUAGCGAGACGCAAAAAAAGUCCGGUGUAUCCCCAUUGGGGCUAUCACGUCUUUCACACCACGCUUAGUCAGUAAGGAAACAUUCAUUUCCCAUCCGAAGGAAUAUCGUUUCUAUUUUUUGCCAACAAUUACAGUAUUUGUUGGGAUUUAUAGACGAGAUUGAUAAAGUUACUUAUUAGACUUCGACUCGUGGAAGUUCGCUCACGUACUCCGCAAGCAAAUAACACACAAAAAUGUCAGCUAAACCCGCAUUCAAAAGGCUUCAAAGUCUGGAAGAUAAAGAAUUCAAGAGAACCCAGCGAAGUGCUUCCGAAUCCACAGAAGUGAAUGCACCGGCUGAGAAGCUUUGGGGAAGUACUCGUCGAAAACUUAUCCUCGUGUCGUUGUGUUUUGUUUAUUUUUCGAGCUGCGCCAGCUUUUCCAUACUAUCGCCAUUUUUCCCAAAUGAGGCUGCAAUUAAAGGAGCCGAUAGUGCAAGCAUUGGCAUCAUAUUUGGAGUUUACUCAUUGGUAACCUUCCUUAUGUCGCCGUUAAUGGGCAUUUGGUUGCCUAAAGUUGGACCCAGAUUCAUGAUCACAUCUGGGUUGUUUUUAAUGGGUGGAGCAGAGACAUUAUUUGGGUUUGUAGCUGAUAUGCCGAAUGGUUCUGUGUUUAUUGUAUUCUGCAUCUUGCUGCGCAUCGUGUCUGCGUUGGGUGGCUCCAUGGCUGAUGUGGCUAUUUUUGCCAUCGUGGCUGGAGAGUUCCCAAACAGUAUUGGCGCUGUCACAGGUUCCAUGGAGGUGUUUUCUGGGCUUGGCUUCAUGGCAGGUCCUCCUCUGGGCGGCGUUUUAUUUACGGCUGGUGGAUUCCGGUUGCCGUUCAUAGUUAUGGGUGCAAGCAUUCUACUUUCCCUACCCCUAGUGAUGUUUGUUCUUCCUAUGCCAAGGGAAACUACAAGUAGAGAAUCAAAAGGAUCCCUUCUGAAGGUUAUGAAAAUUCCAGGGAUUAUCAUGUUAGGUUCUUGUAUAAUCCUUAGUGGUGUAGUUCUAGGAUUUCUAGACCCUACGCUGGCUCCUCACCUUAAACCGUUUAAAUUAAAUCCAACUCAAAUUGGACUAAUGUUUCUUCUGAUGGGAGCAGUGUAUGCCAUCUCUUCACCCAUUGUAGGCUGGAUUGGAGACAAGACGAAAAAGACGAAGCUUCUUAUUGUACUGGGUGUGGCAUUUGCUGAUUUAGGAUACUUGGCUCUUGGACCAACACCCCUUGUCCCGUUCCUUCCACAGAAGUCUGUUUGGUUCGCAGCAAUCGCGCUUAUUCUGCUUGGGCUCUCCUGUAGUUUCUACCUUGUCCCAUGCCUCCCGGACAUGAUGGAAACGGCUAUCAAGUAUCACGGGUUGCCUGAUGAUAUCACUACGCAUGGAGUACUAUCUGGAAUCUUUGGAUCACUCAUAAGCGUCGGGGCGUUUCUUGGCCCCACUAUAGGAGGAGCGAUGAACCGCUGGCUGGGGUUUCCAUGGUCUGCCACGAUUCUCGCUGCGAUUUUAACAUUCCAGGGUCUUCUUCUGGCUGUCUUUAGUAUCUUUGAAGCUGCACACCGAAGAAAACGCUUCGCCUCAUAUCACCAAGUUGCGUCCGGUACAGAAAAUGGUUUUCCACCUUCCGCUCCCACAACAAGCAACUAUGGCACCAUGAACACACCAAACAACGUCAAGUCGGACUACAGCAUAAACGCCGCACCGCACGUUGUGUGAACUGCACUACGUCAUUGUUGCCAUGGUAUAACAUCUUCGCUGAUGGCUUCGUCCAUAUGUCCUCACAAGCGAACUGCAUCUUUGGUGAUUAAGCACCACUGCUUCAUAUGUCGUUGGUGAAAAAAAAAAAAGCUUCGUAUUUGUAUGUCCUCACAAGCCCAUUGUUAAUAAAAGCAGACCAUUUGCCAUUAGAGUAGAGUUAAAGCUAGCUUUUAGCAUCUGCAACUCUACUGUUGUUUGUGGCUGACUACUAUUCAAUAUAGUGUAGGAACCAUUUGAAGUCCCCGUGGCCCAGGGGAAACUUCUUGGGGAAACUAUUGGCACUGUAGCUAAACGUUUUGUUUCGCCGAAAUUUCAAUGAGAAUAAAAGGAUUAUUUAAUUUCUAUGUAAACGGGGUAUCUCGCCGAAAGUUCAAUAAACAAAGGAUAAUUCCUAGCUUAACAGAUUGUCUCGCUAAAAGGAUUAUGCCUAGCUAAACGGGCUGUCUGGCCGAAAGUUCAAUGAGAAAAAAAAGAGAUUAUUCCUUCAUAACUAAACGGACUUUCUCAACAAAAGUUGAAUCUACAGUAAAAACUGUUACAAAUAAGGUCCUCAGUACCUAGAAAAUUGCCUGUUAAGUUAUAUAGUGAUGCUCACUAAUUUACAGAGUUUGAGUUGGACAAAUGAAGAUUGUCAGUGCUCAAACUGACUGCAGAUUCCGUAAUAACCCAUUUGCCAUAGGGAUAUCAAAUAAACUAUAUCAAAGUGAAAUUACUUUUGUGCUUUUAACAUCCGAUACAGUUUUCAGAGAUAUCGAAUUUGUAUUUUAUAUCUCACCCAUGGUGCACCGCGUGCUUAGACACAUGGAUACUUCUGUGUAACCUUAUUUGGAAACAUGCUCCUUAUUUGGAAUAGGUGUGUAACGAUGGAAACAUGCUCGAAGGGGACCUAUUCCUCCUUGCUGUCCAUGGACGUUGAAAGCGUCCUCAAAAGCAUGUGUUAAGCUUAUAUUACUAGUGUUAUAACUUUAAAGAGCCAUACUCAGACACACCUUUAUUAUUGUUUUUGAUCAGAGGUACUGUUUUUAUUAAGAGUCGAGUUUUACGACAGGUUUCAGAUAUUUAUUUGUCUUUUCGUCUAAAGCUUUAUAGCUGUAAGGCAACAAAAAAUAUUUCGUUUCUGGUCGCGAUUUCUUCGGGAGCAUGCGGACGGGCGUUUUAUUUUAUUUGUUUUUCAAAUCCAAAGGUUUUGCUUUGAAGCUAUAUGAUAGAUAUGAUAGUACUCGCUUAGAUCAACCUGAAUAUCCUCUGAGCAAAAUCCUGCCUAAGAAAAAAGACCAAAAAUACAACCUCAGAAAAAGAAAUGUGAUUUAUCCAAGGGUUAACUCAGAGCGAUUCAAAAAUACUUUUGUCAAUAGGCUUGUCUUUAAAUAUAGUGACAUAUAAUUGAUGUAGCGCAUUUACUUAUAAUCGGUUUCCCCUACAUUUUGUAAACUUAGACAUGUUGAUUUAUCUAAGGCAAUAAAGAUUAUUAUUAUUAUUAUUAUUAAAGACAUUACCAGUCUUGCUUUGUUUGUGGAAAUAACGUGUAAUAUGUCGCGACCCUUUUCUUGUGGUACUUCAAUCGGCACUAUCACUACAUUAUUUAGUUCAGUGAAAUCGUUUCCCGAGAACAUUUUUAGAUGGAUGUCUAUCUUUGGCCAUUUCCCUAUUAUCGAAGAGCGCAAAACUAGCAAGAUUCUGAUGUUUUCACUGAGAAAGAAUUAAAAUUAAAAAUUUGUAAAAAGUUGCAUGGUGGGCGACCAGAAACGACAAUAUUUUUUUUAUGUCGCCUAUAUGAUAUAUUAGAUAACUAAUUGAUUUUCGCCUAUUAUAUAGAAGAGUUAAUUGAAAAUAAAUUAUUAAAUGUCGAAA
This is a messenger RNA of Nematostella vectensis (starlet sea anemone), 3681 nucleotides long. Its product is annotated as MFS-type transporter SLC18B1. The transcript is spliced from 18 exons. Gene Ontology annotation, biological process: transmembrane transport. NCBI's taxonomy places the organism in Eukaryota, Metazoa, Cnidaria, Anthozoa, Actiniaria, Edwardsiidae. The record is from RefSeq and is a predicted model, not a curated record. Bases 292 to 1788 code for a protein of 498 amino acids. Gene Ontology annotation, molecular function: transmembrane transporter activity.